AUGUUCUGUUCUUUGUCUGGGAAACCAACUACGAACCCGGUCAUCUCUCCCAAAAGCAAAAGAAUUUUCGACAGAGAUACACUUUUGGGGUACCUGAAAAGUAACAACAACACAGACCCAAUAACGGAAGAGAGUCUCACCGAAGAAGAGCUUAUAAUUGUGGAUACUGACCCUAUUCCCCUUGUGAAACAUACCACAGCCACAUCGAUCCCCUCUUUGUUGUCGAGCCUCCAAAACGAGUGGGAUGCCCUUGCUCUGGAAGUUUUUCAGCUCAGAAAACAAUUGGUGACUGCAAAGGAAGAACUAAGCGUAGCCUUAUACCAUCACGAUGCUGCUGUCAGAGUUGCAGCAAAGGCCAUACGAGAAAGAGACGAGGCUAGAAAGGGAUUGCAAGAACUAGCAGGUAAUAUUAGUAAUGGCGAUGCUGUGAUGCCAGAUGCUGAAAAACUGGAAGAAUCCGCUCCAGAGGAAGAGACGUUUGAAUCACGUAUAGUGUCUGCGCAGAAAGAGCUUUUACAGAAGCACAAGUCGGAGAAGGUGAAGAGCAAGUUCGAUUUGAAUGCUGAUAUUGAGAUCAAGGAACCAGAAAUUAUAUGGACAAAUGAGAUUAAAGACAGCGAUAUUAUAGACUUUGAAAGAAAUGAAACUAUUAACAGGACUCUGAUUACACUUAGCAAUUAUGUCGUAUUAUUGGUUCAGAAUGACGAUGGAAAACAGAUACACCAGUUUGAUCAAAUUAAUGAACCAAUCGUUACAACUGGAUGGAUCAAGAAUGUAGCAUACGUUGUAUCUGAGUCCAGAAUACUAUUUGAAAACGACAAUUCAGCUGAAUUGAAAGAAAUUCAAACAGCCAAACCGCAUCCUUCGCUUCCUUUAUUAAUUAUUCAAACUCUGGAAGAAUUGAGGGUAUACGAUGUGGACAAGCAAAAGUUUGUAUACACAAUUCCAAUCAGUUUCAAGCAGCUGGACAUUCAUGUGGAUGGUGAUCUGUUGGCAGGUACUAAUGGUCAUGUCAUUGAAAUAUACAACUUGUCAAAAGGUGAAAAGGUUCUAACACUUGAUUUAGUACCCCAAGACAGCAAUAUCUCGCAGCUGCAAUUUGGACCCAAUGGCUACUGGCUACUCGCUUCAUAUGGACAACAUAUUGCAGUUGUAGACCUGCGAAAGGGUACAAUUGCCAACACAAUAGAAGUAGACGGUGAUGUUCCAAUUGCUGACUUUACUGUUGACCCUACAAGUACACUAAUAUCCGUUGCGAGUGCCAGCUCAAUAAUUCUCUUCAAGUACAGCAAGAAGGCACGGAGCUGGACAAGAACCAAUGAAUGCUCGGUCUCCUCAAUUUUGAAAGCAAAAUUCACGUCUGGAUCCAAAAUAUUUGUGGCCAACGACAAAUCUAUUCUUCAAGUGAGUUUAGCUCAGUAG
Molecule: messenger RNA, 1422 nt
Organism: Komagataella phaffii GS115
Lineage: Eukaryota; Fungi; Ascomycota; Pichiomycetes; Pichiales; Pichiaceae
Product: Splicing factor associated with the spliceosome
Exons: 2
Coding region: 1-1422 (473 amino acids)
Biological process (GO): DNA repair; mRNA splicing, via spliceosome; protein ubiquitination
Cellular component (GO): Prp19 complex; U2-type catalytic step 1 spliceosome; cytoplasm
Molecular function (GO): ubiquitin protein ligase activity; protein binding
Source: RefSeq, a predicted model, not a curated record